UGCCACAUUUCUCAUACCGGUAACAUUCCAGCUACUCCAUUCCUUUGUUUACGGCGUCUUCACAGAAAUGGAGGUUCCGUGAUGCUUGCGGACACUGAUGCUUGCCCAAACUCGCCAUAGCCGGUAUCUUCUUGAUUCAGGACUGAUUGGUUGGAACAGAGGAACAAAGACUAAGCAACUACUAUGAAUAGACACAGGCUUGUAAGAAGAUUAGAGCGUCGAGGAGAGAUAAUUCAACAACGUGCCAUUGCCAAUCCUAACCAGCAGCUAGCCGUCUUGGAUGAAGUGAUGCUGGCCUUUGAGCAGAACGCUGCAGUGGCCGGCCACAGGUCUCGCAUGUUUGCGGGUCAUCCAGACACCCUGAUCGAUGUUCCGUUUUGCAAAGGAAAGAUUAGCCAGCUGAGGUCGGAGCUCAAAAACAAACGCAAAUUUCUCUUCAAAGGAAAGCCGCAACCGUCUCUGAAAAGAAAGAUGAUUCGUUACGUGUUCGAAAAUCAGGGAAGAUUGUGUGACUAUCCGCAUCUUUUCAAGUCAGUCCUGUCGCCAGAAAUGAACAUGGAUCUGCUGAAGGAACUGCUGCUAAACAGGCCAGCGAUGAACUCACCUGUCUACUUUGAUUUCCUGAUGUGUCUGCUGAACGAGAACACAAAGUACUUUGACGGCUUGCUUGCUCCGAACGCGGUGAACGUUGACGCAGUGUACCAGCGCCUUCGAGAAAAAUGCCACAAUCUGAGGUACAUUCACCUGGGACCAACCUCCCCGGCAGACCUGAUCCACCAUCCGAAUCUUACGGGACUUGUGUCUCUGACUUUCACGGCAAUGGCGUUUGAUGACUACAAGCUGAGAAGUAUCUCAAGAAUGACUGAUCUAACACAUCUCAACAUAAGGCUUUGCCGUGAAGUCACUGAGUACGGUAUAUCCACACUCUCGACUCUAACCAAGCUGCAGGAGCUUAAGUACAUUGUUGAGAUCUCUUUAACUUCUCGGCAACAAAACCUGAGUGAGCGCUACGCCGUGCUCUUCUUCAAGUACAUUCCGCACGCUAACAUAGUGUUGACUGAUGACACGGAGUACAACAAUACGUCUUAUGCACUGUGGGCCUACUUCAGGCAAAACCCGGUGAGACAGAUGGGACAGAGGGGUCUCCGUCUGGUCGACAUCACUGACCAGCACCGCGAACUGGGCGCAAUCCUUCCUGAGAUAGAGGUGCUUCACAUUGACAACAAAUUCCAGGAGUUCACUCAAGAGACUGCAAUGCCGCUUAUGGAUUUUAAACAAUUAUCAGAGAUCUACUUCAGGAAUUGUUCAGUCCAUCUAUGCCACAAAUUCUUCUCUGAGUACCAGAAUCAACUGGUUGAGCUAACCAUAAAAAACUGUCGCCAAUCUGAGUCCGGCUUAGACCUGGGCCUGCUUUUCUUCAACUGUCACAACCUGAAGAAAAUUAGCAUCGAGAGCAAAUUUGCGCAAGAGACCAGCUACGAAUUGAAACAAGCCUACUUCAACGCGCUGGAGUGUGCCACCCUGGUAGGCGAGGAGAAGAUGCAACCCCCUGAAGAUAUUUGCGGCUUGAUGUUGCUGAGCCCUAACUUGGUCAGGUUCUCGAUCACUGCUGAUCUGAUCAAUGUGUUGGACCGUAUGGAGGACCAAUUCGAGCUGCCCCAAUUACAAUCGUUGGGUUUCUUGAUACAGUGCGAGAAACCUGACGAUGAAACCAACAUCGUCCUUCAAAACAGUAUGCUCAAGCUGUUGUUUAACUCUCCCAAGUUGGAUAGGUUGUCAGUGAUGUUCCUUAAAUCGCCCAUGGCACUGCGUACGUGCACUCCAAUCAAAAAUAUGUGCGAAAGCAUAAUCAAGGUUGAUUUUCAUUGCUGAUAUUGAGGAGCUUCAAAUGGAGAUGCCCAUUUCAGGAAAAAAGACCCUUGCAUGAUUUAAGGUCCUUUUAUUUGAACACUUAACAUAUAAUUCAUAAAAUUAGCCCGUGCAUGCUGGAGAAGUACAUACCAACAAGUAGCAAAUAGGAAGAUAUUGCAAUCCUGUCAAAUUCUUGACCGUUAAACAUUUGUACUAGCCUUGUGUAAAUAUACCUUGUCUUUCCACUGUUUUAAAAUAUUCUGGAAUCAUUAAUAGAUGGAGAAGUUGUUUUAUAUAAAAAAAUUAAAAAAAUCAUCACGAAGCAGUGAAACGUGCUUUGUAAUAUUUCAAUGAUUUUUUUUUGCAAAGUAAAUUCUGGAUACAACCUAUCGCAUAUAGAACACGAUAAAUUGUUUGUUGGUACUCAAUCAUUUAGUUAUUAUUUUCCACUUAAAUUUAAUUACGUUUGCAAUUUUUAAUUUACUCAGCCACCCAUAGACUGAUUUAUACGUCAUGUAAUCGAAGAGCCAAACUAACCAUGUAAAAAGCUCUUUCUCACAGCUCUUUGGUGGAGUACAAUUUGAAUUAAAACCAAAGAAACCGGUUCCUUAAAAUACACAAAAACUCGCUGCUGUUUUGAGAAUAAUGUGCUAUGAACCUGGGAAACGGUUUGCGCUGUAGACUGAAAGAAUAAUGAAAACUUCAUUCCAUUAAUGAUGUGUAAUUUGUAAUAAAGACAACAUUGAAAGUAA
Messenger RNA from Cloeon dipterum, 2603 nucleotides. RefSeq lists its product as uncharacterized. The record is from RefSeq and is a predicted model, not a curated record. Bases 184 to 1872 code for a protein of 562 amino acids. NCBI's taxonomy places the organism in Eukaryota, Metazoa, Arthropoda, Insecta, Ephemeroptera, Baetidae. The transcript has 6 exons.